UCCGGCUACAUAGGUUAGUUACCAUGCCAACGUAGACAGACUCUAAUUCAUCUAUUGAGACGCUGACAUUUUUUUGACCAUUUAUUCGUUUAUUGUGCAGUUUUUGUUAAAGCAAGAUACUUUGUGACUAUUUACUUCAAAUAAACUGCCAGCAGGAUGUUUGGUUGUGAGGAACGACGUUCCAAAAACAAACGUGUGCAGAGGGCGAGAGACAGAAUCAAGAAAGAUGGCGAGAUGACUAACCGCAUUGCAGAGCUGGACAGUAUCUGUGGUGUGAUGCAAAAGGCUGAGUUUGAGGGCUCCACACAGGCUGGUUCCAUGAAGACCCUGAAGCUGAGAGAGCUGAUCCAGCAGAGAGAGACUGAGCUGGGAAAGGCUGCUCUGACGAUGGUCCGUAGAGCAGCACUGCAGGCCCUCCUGGAGCAUGAGAGACAGCAGUACGUCAUAGAGCUCAACAGACUGGGCAAGACCAUCUACAAACAGAGAGUCUAGACUCUAGUCUCCACUAGACCCAUAACAACACCAACGACCAUCUAAAGUUUAUGCUGAAAGCCAUCUAGCAGCUAGGAUGUGUGAACAACUAUAGAAUACUUUGAAGUAUUAAUAUGAAAACAUUUACUCACAGCCAUCUACAAGCACCUUGUUUACAAUCAGACCUUUUUUUAUUCAUGUAAAUACAACGACGUAAAACUGUAAUCCUAAAGAUAAAACACAUAUUGUGUAUUUUAUCUGUAGGAUUACAGUUCUACGUCGUUGUAUUUGCAUAAAUAAAAAAAGGUCUGAUCAGAGUGGAUAAACUGCUUCUGUAAAAGUACACUUUUAAGCAAUAAACUAAUUACUGGGC
Salvelinus fontinalis (brook trout) is the source of this 844-nucleotide messenger RNA. RefSeq names its product cilia- and flagella-associated protein 141-like. Bases 157 to 492 code for a protein of 111 amino acids. The record is from RefSeq and is a predicted model, not a curated record. Lineage: Eukaryota; Metazoa; Chordata; Actinopteri; Salmoniformes; Salmonidae. The transcript is spliced from 4 exons.